GAGAGCAACACGGGAGCUGUCGGCUACGUGACCGUCACCAAACUGGACAACGGUGACCUUCAACUGGACACCAACCAUAUCCCUGAUCACGACACAGGGGUCUUCCCCAACCCAAAUCCAGGAGGCGCGAAUCCAAACCCGAUUGUCGAACAGACGCAGACCUACACCGUCCCAAACAACCCCAUGAUCGCCGCCAAGACCUCGUGCCUCAACAUGGGCACCGUAGGUGUAGCAGUCAACGGUGUGGCCUUGUUUAGUCCAUUUGACCUAGAGGGUGAUAAUGCUGUGGAGGGCCCCGGGGCGGAGACGUUUGACUCGUGUGACGGUCACCCUACAGGUAAUGGCUUGUACCACUAUCACCAGCUGCCCGACUGCCUGAGCGACAACACCCCUGGACAGCUCAUCGGUGUCGCCCUUGACGGCUUCCCAAUCUACGGGCCUGUUGACGCGGAUGGCAAUGACGUCACUAGCGCGGAUCUUGAUGGGUGCAAUGGCAGAUACGUCGGCGGAGAGUACAGGUAUCACGUGACUCGGACUUUCCCCUACAUAAUGGGCUGCUAUAGUGGAACGCCACCUCCAGCGGGCAACCGUCGCUGCGAUUUUGCUCUGAACACGCCGGUACCUGGAGCAGACGCCAUGACGACCCAACCGGCAGACAAAGACGACAGCACCGCCGAGACAGCUGACAAGACAACCGCUCCCUAUCAGCCAGGACCCGAACCCACCUGGACCAACGCCGCGGGGCCAGGAGCUCAACUGGGAGUAUGGGUUUUAAUCGCCACUCUCUUACUUACGAUAUGUAUUGAAUUUAGAUAGAAUUUCGUCUUUCUUCGCAUAACAGAAACCUUUGUACCCCGGAUAUUCUAUUCUAGGAUAUUUAAAACUUUUACAUGGUGUAGAAGAAGAAGAAGAAGACGACGACGAGCAUAAUGCAGUUUUUACGGAAUCUUUCAAUCUAAUGUGGGAUCAAUAGCAUUAAUUGAGAUGUUUGUUUAUGAUUUGUCAUGUUGACGUGUUUAUAAAAUGAGUAAUUAAUCGACAUAUGUAAUGACAAUAAACUCCUGCACAAAUCAUAAACGUGCACUAUCCAAUUGUGUUCAUUUGAUUAGAUUUGCACCGGGAUUUUUAUUACUUUUAAUACCAAACAUUGAAGAGGCAACUCCCGUGGUAUAUCAACUGUGAAAUCGUGAAAUCCAAUUUGCCAACUUUCAGUUCACCCCUUAAAUUAACCAUGUAGCAAUUAGGCCGUGUGAGCAGUCAGGAGAUUUCAACCAAUCGGACAAAAACAACCAAAUCAGGAUGCACAUCCCGAUCUGGAAGGGUCAGCCAUUGCGGUAGCCAAUCAUCGGCAAUAGAAUAGGUCACGUGAUAUGUCUGGAAUGGUUUUGUAAACGAAGUGACGCAACC
Messenger RNA from Lineus longissimus, 1407 nucleotides. RefSeq lists its product as uncharacterized. The record is from RefSeq and is a predicted model, not a curated record. The coding region runs from base 184 to 816 and encodes 210 amino acids. NCBI's taxonomy places the organism in Eukaryota, Metazoa, Nemertea, Pilidiophora, Heteronemertea, Lineidae. The transcript is spliced from 3 exons.